Molecule: messenger RNA, 849 nt
Organism: Puma concolor (puma)
Lineage: Eukaryota; Metazoa; Chordata; Mammalia; Carnivora; Felidae
Source: RefSeq, a predicted model, not a curated record
AUGCCCCGCAGCCUGCACGCCGCCGCCGUCCUCCUGCUCCUGUGCUUAAACGAACAGCCAGCCGCCUCGGCCCCGCUCCACGGAUCCAAGUGGAGCUAUUUUGUGAGGCUGAACCUGCCCUCGGACAUGCACAUCCAGGGCCUCCGGUCCCGCUACAGUGCCGCCCAGCUGCACCUGCACUGGGGGAACCAGAAUGACCCUCACGGCUCCGAGCACACUGUCGGUGGGAAGCACUUUGCUGCUGAGCUGCAUAUUGUCCAUUAUAACUCGGACCUGUAUGCCAACGCCAGCACCGCCAGUAACAAGUCAGAAGGCCUCGCCGUCCUAGCUGUUCUCAUAGAGAUGGGUUCCUUCAAUCCAUCUUAUGACAAGAUCUUCAGGCACCUUCAAGAUGUCAAAUACAAAGGCCAAGAAGUGCUCAUUCCGGGUUUCAGCAUUGAAGAGCUGCUUCCUGAGAGGCCUGACGAAUACUACCGCUACAAAGGCUCCCUGACCACACCUCCUUGCCACCCCACAGUGCUCUGGACGGUUUUCCGGAACCCUGUGCAAAUUUCCCAGGAGCAGCUGCUAGCUUUGGAGACUGCUCUGUACUGCACACAUGUGGAUGACCCAUCCCCCAGAGAGAUGGUCAACAAUUUCCGGCGGGUCCAGAACUUUGAUGAGAGACUGGUGUAUAUCUCUUUCCGACAAGGCAUCAUCCUUUCAGUGGCCCUGGCUGGCGUUCUUGGCAUCUGCGUUGUCCUGGCAGUGUCCAUUUGGCUUUUCAGAAGAAAGAAGAGUAAAAAAGGUGACAACAAAGGAGUCAUUUACAAACCGGCCAUCAAGAAGGAGACCGAAGCUCAUGCCUGA